UGCCAUGAGAAGCAGGGCUUUCCUUUCCGAAAGUUUGGUAGUUCGAGUCCUAUAAGUGAAGUGAUAGACAUUUCUUUUUCCCUUGCCGCAAAGCAAUCGUCAACAUGGGAAAGCCCCGCGGUUUGAGAACAGCGAGAAAACACGUCAACCACAGGAGGGACCAAAGAUGGGCCGACAAAGACUACAAAAAAGCCCAUUUAGGAACCAGGUGGAAGGCCAAUCCUUUUGGAGGCGCCUCUCAUGCGAAAGGAAUCGUACUAGAAAAAGUUGGUGUAGAAGCCAAGCAACCUAACUCUGCCAUCCGCAAGUGCGUCAGGGUGCAAUUGAUCAAAAACGGCAAGAAAAUCACGGCGUUCGUGCCUCGGGAUGGUUGCCUCAAUCAUAUUGAAGAAAACGACGAAGUACUAGUCGCUGGUUUCGGUAGGAAAGGUCACGCUGUUGGAGAUAUUCCCGGAGUUAGAUUUAAGGUCGUCAAAGUAGCCAACGUAUCUCUUCUGGCGCUGUAUAAAGAAAAGAAGGAAAGGCCGAGGUCUUAGACAUGAGCAAUUAAAUUGUUCCGAAAA
This is a messenger RNA of Dendroctonus ponderosae (mountain pine beetle), 563 nucleotides long. RefSeq names its product 40S ribosomal protein S23 (gene RpS23). Gene Ontology annotation, cellular component: ribosome; cytosolic small ribosomal subunit. The record is from RefSeq and is a predicted model, not a curated record. The coding region runs from base 105 to 536 and encodes 143 amino acids. Gene Ontology annotation, biological process: translation. Lineage: Eukaryota; Metazoa; Arthropoda; Insecta; Coleoptera; Curculionidae. Gene Ontology annotation, molecular function: structural constituent of ribosome. The transcript is spliced from 4 exons.